This is a messenger RNA of Durusdinium trenchii, 936 nucleotides long. NCBI's taxonomy places the organism in Eukaryota, Dinophyceae, Suessiales, Symbiodiniaceae. The record is from the annotation of a GenBank genome assembly.
AUGGAGCAGGCCGAGUCCCGCAUUGAUGACAGGCUCCGCCAGCUCUGCUCACAAGCCGCAUCAGAGGUGAAAAAGCAAGAGCGUGAGCAGGAGCGGUCAAUGAACCAACUUCUUGAAGAGGCGAAGAGCUUGACACAAAAGCAGCAGUUGAUGCAGGCCGAGAACCAAGCCUUGAUGACGAUGCUAAGCUCAUGGACUGCACAGUUGCCACUUUGCCCUGAUGAAAAGCUUCAGGACAUGCCCAUGAACGCAUCCGGUGGCAGCACCCCAUCCACCGCUACUUCUGAGACCUCCACGGGCUCUGCUGCUAGCUCUAAUGGAAGUCCGGUGACCGGAAAAAUAGCGAACAGCACUACUUCAAUGCCGGAGAUUCCACCCUUCCCAUACCCGUUUGGCGUCUACAACGGCCCUUUCCUGAAUGGCCCUUUUCCAAAUGCAUCUCAAUCCUGGGCACCUACAGCAGUGUCGCUGGCCGAUGCACUUGGUAUUGCUCCAAAACAACAAGUGGAAGAGACAGAAGAUGAAGAACCAGAUGCUUUUGUCUUCAAGCUCACUCUGCGCGUGGCAGAUGAUGGUGACCUGGGUCUUCGCUUCAGCAGGAAGGGAGAGGUGUUGCGCAUCGACAGCGUGCAGUCAGGUGCAGCAGAAUCCUGGAAUCGCCAGUGCAGCAGCGGCACGCUUGAUCGCAUUUUGAGGCCUGGAGAUCUUGUGAUCUCUGUGAAUGAGGAGUCUGACCCGGAAGCCAUGAUGGAGGAAUGCAAACGCAUGUUGGUGAAGCUUCGCAUCCUGCGCUUGGGUUCUGAGAAUAAGAAUGCCAAGGCUGCCAAGCCUCAGGAAGCUGGCAAGCCAUGGGCAUCUCAGAUGCAAUAUCCCUUGACCUUUCCUACUGGACUUGGUUACGGGAAUCCUGGUGAUUGGACAUUUCCCUGGGCAUAG